This is a messenger RNA of Magallana angulata, 637 nucleotides long. Its product is annotated as histone H3.3A. The coding region runs from base 151 to 561 and encodes 136 amino acids. Gene Ontology annotation, cellular component: nucleosome. The record is from RefSeq and is a predicted model, not a curated record. Gene Ontology annotation, molecular function: DNA binding; structural constituent of chromatin; protein heterodimerization activity. The transcript has 3 exons. NCBI's taxonomy places the organism in Eukaryota, Metazoa, Mollusca, Bivalvia, Ostreida, Ostreidae.
AAACUCCAGAUUGAACCAGAAAAAUCUGGUUUUACCUGUGGAUAUAAGAAAAAAGAUCAAAGAAAUGUAAGAACAGUUGUCAGUGAGGUGAAUUGUCACACCAGAUUUAGAUCACAAAGAAAUUGGAAUUGGAACAGUUCACAAGCAGACAUGGCCAGAACAAAACAGACAGCCAGAAAAUCUACAGGAGGCAAAGCCCCCAGAAAACAGCUUGCCACCAAAGCAGCAAGAAAAAGUGCCCCUUCUACAGGGGGUGUGAAGAAGCCUCACAGAUACAGGCCCGGAACUGUUGCCCUCCGUGAAAUCAGGAGAUACCAGAAGAGCACAGAACUUCUCAUCAGGAAACUUCCCUUCCAGCGCCUGGUCCGUGAGAUUGCCCAGGAUUUCAAGACUGACCUGAGAUUCCAGAGUGCAGCCAUUGGGGCCUUACAAGAGGCCAGUGAAGCUUACCUAGUCGGUCUGUUUGAGGACACAAACUUGUGCGCCAUUCACGCCAAACGAGUCACAAUUAUGCCUAAGGACAUCCAACUGGCUCGACGAAUCAGGGGAGAGAGAGCAUAGGGAGUGAACAAAGCCUGCUCUGCUUGUUUUUAAAACUUUUGUGCUGUAAAUUUCUUAAUAAAGAAUGAAGACUUUU